Molecule: messenger RNA, 3384 nt
Organism: Notolabrus celidotus (New Zealand spotty)
Lineage: Eukaryota; Metazoa; Chordata; Actinopteri; Labriformes; Labridae
Gene: sonb
Product: protein SON
Exons: 20
Coding region: 41-2947 (968 amino acids)
Biological process (GO): regulation of cell cycle; regulation of mRNA splicing, via spliceosome
Molecular function (GO): RNA binding
Source: RefSeq, a predicted model, not a curated record
GGUUCCUACCCGGACCUAUAACAGAGUGCACAGAAGAAAAAUGGCGGCCGACUUGGAGCAAAUUUUCCAAGAUUUUAUUCUGAAUAAAAUAAGAGAAAUUGAAGACCAGAACCAUGAAGAAAAACACGCUGACGGAGAGGUCACCAGCCGUGAAACAGUCGCAGCAGAGAAAGUCGCUCUGCCGGGGAAGGACAAAGAGGAAUCCCCUCGGGUCAGCAGCUCACACAAGAAACACAAGAAACACAAAAAACACAAAAGUAAGAAGAAGAAGAGGAACAGAGAGAAGGAGAGCAGCUCAGAGUCGGGGGAGGAAGGUACCAAAAAAUCAAGAAGAAGAACACCAACAGAUGGGCGUAAGGAGCGAGGUGAGGAGAACGAGAAGAAGUCCAGGAGCCACAAACGACACUCUACAGGAAAGAGGAAGAAGAAGAAGAGGAGGCGGAAGGAUGAAGAGAACUCAUCUGAUUCGGACUCUGAGUCCAAGCAGAGGGAGAGUAAAGGAGGUCAGAAGUUAUCUCUACGUGUGGAGCUGCCUGAUAUCAUCCCCAAACAGGACAGCUCCAGUAAAGGAAGAGGAGACGAAGAUCAACACGACAGGAGGAGUCACCGCUCUCGUUCACACUCACAUUCCCGCUCUCGUUCACAUUCCCUCUCAGAGAGGAGGAGGUCUAGCUCUCCCUCCAGGAGAUCUCGGUCUCGCUCGUCAUGUAGCUCGAAGCGACACAGGACUCAGUCCAGGUCUCCCGAGAAGAGGGAAGCUUUGGACGACUCCAAACAGUCCACACAGGCUCAUUUAGAAGUCCUCCAGCUGCCUCUGCUGGCCUCCAGCUCUCCGCGAGAAAACAUCAAACUAGAGGAGGGGACAGAGUCAAGGACGGAGCUGCCGAGCUCUGAGAGGAGUCAAAGACCUGCUGGGAUAAAAGACGAAGCAGCAGAGGCUCUGACACAAGAACAAGGUUCGGGUGCAUUAGAGUCUGCGCUGAUCCAGUCCAUUCCCGUCCUCCCUGACCAGAGCACAGAGCCCCGCCCCCUUCAGGUUACAGCCACAGAAUGCACCGCUGCUGCUAAAUCUCCAGAGAAGAAGAAGAGGAAACCGUCAAAGUCCCCUCAGAAGAGGAAAGAAGGAAAGUCGUCGAAGAAGCAGAAGAAGUCGAAGUCACCGAGUCGGAGCCACAGGAGAGGGUCCAAGUCCAGAUCCAGAUCCAGGAGUCCGUCUAAGAAGAGGAGGUCACGCUCCAGGUCACGGGGUCGGAGGUCACGCAGGUCCCGCUCUCGGUCAGCAUCCCGCGGUCAAAAGAGAGCCACGUACAGCCAGAGAGACCGCUGGAAACGAGAGCCGAGCCACUCCCCCGUCCUCAUCCUCCGGAAAAACCGAUCCCCGAACAGGAAGCACUGCGACACGAGCGAGAGCCCGCAGCGCAUCAGUGAGCUGGAUAAGGAGCAGUUAUUGGAAAUCGCCAAGGCCAACGCGGCUGCCAUGUGUGCCAAAGCAGGGAUGCCGAUCCCCGCCAGCCUCAGGACCAACAUGCUUCCUCUCGCUCUGCCUAGCAUGGCCAUGAAUGCUGCCAUGGCGAGCAUGACCGCUGCCACCAUGACAGCCGCCUUAUCAAACAUGGGCGCUCUGUCGUUCCUUCUCCCCCCGCUGCCCUCCAUCACCAACAAACCUCCUCCCGUUCCCUCCCAGCCCAACAUGUCCGUUCUGGAGGAGGUGAAACGGAAAGUGGCGAAGCAGGCCAACAGCAUCAGCAUCAAGGAGUACACUGAUAAAUGUAAGAUGAUCGUGGACAGCAAAGGAGAGCUGCCCGUGGCGUUGCCUCAUGUGUCUGACGAAGAGGAUGACGGGAAACCUUUUGGGGCGACGGCUCUACGAGAGCAGAAAGCCAUCAGCUUCAGCAUCAAUAACACGACGGUUCGUCCUGCGGUGCGGAGUGACGCCGGCAUGGCUAAAGAGUUUCCUGUGUCGUCAGGAUGCCAACACCGCAAGAAGGAGGGGGAGACUCUGGGUGCGUACGGAGAGUGGGUUCCUGUGGACAAGUCCACAGAAAAACCUGCUGCCGUCUCCAGAAAGGCUCCAGUUCCCAUAGCAACACCCACCUCAUCCGCAGGUGAAACGGUGACGGUGGUGGCGGCGAGGUUACCUGAGGUCGAGGAGCAGCCGGCGUUCGUGCUGGAUAGUGACAGCGUGUUUCCUGAGCCACCGCUGCAGCCGGUAGAUAUUUCUCAAGCUGUGACAGAGAGAAUUAAAGCUCAAAGGCGAUUGGCAGAGAACCCGUAUGAUGUCAGCGCCAUCUGCAUGCUCAGCCGGGCGCAAGAGCAGGUGGACAUGUGGGCUCAGUCCAACACGGUCCCUGGUCUCUUCACUGGCUCAACCGGAGCUCAGGUCCUCACCUCAGAGGAGCUGUCCACCAGCGGACCGCAGGCGUGGCUCAAGAAGGACCAGUUCCUCAGAGCCGCUCCGGUUUCAGGAGGAGUCGGGGAGUUCCUGAUGAGGAAGAUGGGCUGGAGGACUGGAGAGGGCCUCGGGAGGAACCGGGAGGGAACAGUGGAGCCGAUCAUUAUCGACUUCAAGGUCGACCGCAAAGGACUGGUUGCUGAAGGAGAGAAGCCUCAGAAGCAGACGGGAGGACUUGUGGUGACCAAGGAUUUAAUGGGGAAGCACCCGGUGUCCGCUCUCAUUGAAUUGUGCAACAAGAGGCGGAUAAUGCAACCGGACUUCGUCAUGGUUCAUCACAGUGGUCCUGAUCAUCGCAAGAACUUCCUCUUCAAGGUCACAGUGAAUGGUGUGGACUACCAGCCUCAAACAGCCAGUCCGAACAAGAAGCACGCCAAGGCCAUGGCUGCUACGGUCGCCCUGCAGGCUCUGGGAGAGGUACCCGUCGAUGGACCUGGACUUUACACCGGCCCUGUUUUCACUGCUGCUUCUACUGGACCUUUAUUUUCUACAUAAACUCACAAACAUCAGACUGACGGAUUCUUUAAACUUCAUUUGUGACUUCAUUUAAACCUGUCGGACUGUGACGUUAACCCUGUUGAAUAAACGGUCCAUCACAAACCAGAAAGUUUACACGGAGGACUCUUCAGAUUCUGCAGGUUUUCUACCCUCAGUCAGUGUCACCUCCUCCUUUAAGUUAACGUUGAGGACAUGUUGGUGAAGUUGUUCUGCCGGGCUGCAGGGAGUCCCCAUGGUGUUAGAGUUGGCAUGUGUGUAAGUAUGUAUGUAUGUAAGAUAUGGUAGCAUUUAUUCAGAGAUGUUCUUGGAUGUGUUUUGGUCCUGACGUUACAUUUGUGGCCUCGUUUUAACAAAGUGUUUCUCUCUGAGAGGCUGCUCGACUUUAUGGAACUAACUUACACGUGUAAACAGAAAUAAAGAGUAUAUUUAUGUUA